Crotalus tigris (Tiger rattlesnake) is the source of this 1056-nucleotide messenger RNA. RefSeq names its product RNA polymerase I subunit H (gene POLR1H). The coding region runs from base 153 to 608 and encodes 151 amino acids. Lineage: Eukaryota; Metazoa; Chordata; Lepidosauria; Squamata; Viperidae. Gene Ontology annotation, molecular function: nucleic acid binding; zinc ion binding; DNA-directed RNA polymerase activity. Gene Ontology annotation, cellular component: RNA polymerase I complex. Gene Ontology annotation, biological process: termination of RNA polymerase I transcription; DNA-templated transcription. The record is from RefSeq and is a predicted model, not a curated record. The transcript has 5 exons.
CAUGUGGAGUUACGUUUAGAAGCUGACGACAGCUGGUAAAUGGACGGAGGGCAACGGUAUUGUUAUGGUUUUUAUUAUCGAUUAUGUCGAAUAUAUCGAUUAUGGUUAUGAUUCGAGCGUUUGGACUUUAAGCCUCUGUUUAUUUUCUAAUUAUGGAACAAGGAGGUUCCUACUUUGAGUCAGAACUUGAUUUUUGUCCGGAGUGUGGUACUGUCCUGCCCCUGCCAGGUAUCCAGGAUAAGGUGAUAUGUCCCUGUUGCUCUUUCAACAUUGAUGUGCGAGAGUUUGAAAAGAGAGUCAUCCAUACAUCUGUCACAUUCAACAAAAUAGAUUCCUCUUCUUUGAGUGCAGAGGAAGGAAAAGAAGUUAAGGGUCCACUGAUUGACAGAAAAUGUCCUCGGUGUGGGCAUGAGGGCAUGGCCUACCAUACUCAGCAGAUGAGAUCUGCAGAUGAAGGGCAGACGGUUUUCUACACCUGCAUCCAAUGUUUCAGGAGAAAGAAGAUUCUUAAUCGUGUUUGCCAGAAUACAUGGGAGACAGUACUUAAAACUCCACUCGUGACAGAGAAUCAUUUUUGGAUUUUUAUGAAUAGACUGUACCGUUCUUAGAUGCUUUAGAAGCAUCUCGUUUAAAUUGGAUGAUUGACAGAUGGUGACUGGUUGCACAGUUCAAAUGAAAAUGGAAACAGCAAAAACAGGACCUAACAAAUGGCCUUCCAGAAUUUCAAAUCUCCUUUACCUUUUGAUCAGUGAAAGCACAGUAUUCAUAACAUGGGUUGAGUUGCAAGCGUCUCUUUAUUGCUGCUGUUAUGUGUAUUUAUUUCCCUAUAAAUUCAUGUUUUUAUUGAAUUUUACUGGUUCCUCCUGCUUCUAUAAGCUUCUGAGUUUUUCACAGGACAAGGGACAAGAUUGAUCUUCCACUUUCUUUUGGAUAUGUUAUGGCUUUCGUCAUGCAGGUCUGAAUUCUGUUUCAAAAUGGAAUUAAGAGGAUUCUUUGUGGGAUGGUUGCUUAGCAAUGCAAUUGUAUGACCUCAUUAUAAUCCUAUAUUUUGCAAAA